Lymnaea stagnalis (great pond snail) is the source of this 6625-nucleotide messenger RNA. The record is from the annotation of a GenBank genome assembly. NCBI's taxonomy places the organism in Eukaryota, Metazoa, Mollusca, Gastropoda, Lymnaeidae.
UGAUUGGGAGAGGGCGGUCUGCACAAAUCUUGGUCCGCCCCGGGUAGCACUAACCCUAGCUACGCCACUGUUUGCCUAUAACUAUAAUAAAUAAUAUAAACCGAACAGGAUCCAUGCCACACUUAAAUUUUACAUUUUUAUGAAAUUGUUCUAAGUAUAUUAACAAAUAACAAUUUUUAGCUUUACGAGAACUACAAUGACGAGAAAUAUGUCAACUAUUUUUACUACAUAUAUAAAAUUUUACAGUUUGCGAUAAAUAGUACAGCCUUUGUGUUUCACAACAACAACAAUGUGUGGUUGACUGACAAAUCGUUUUAAAUCAAUGUGACUUUCAAAAAUACAUAAUAGUUUUGUGUAUAAUUUAUGUGCAUUGGAUCAUUUAACGUUUUUGAAUUCGGGCUAUUCUUAUUUUUAAAAAAUCAUUUGUAUAUAUUAAACAAACAUUUAUCAUAGUAAUGGGAGGAUGGAAGCUAGAAGUAUUUCGGGUGAGUGUACCAUUACCCAGUCCAGUAUACCAAAAAAAAAAGUAUUAGGCCUAUUAAUAAUAAAAAAUAUAAUAAAAAUAAAAGAAACUAGUACCAGUAAGCCCUAUAUUAAUAGUUUAUAGUUAUAGAAAGUAGAAAGUAACAAGGUAUAUACUAUAUACCCUAUAGAACUUUAUUAUUAUUAAUAUAAUAUAUAAUAUAGCCUAUGACUAUGGCCCUUAUGGCCUAUCCUAUGUACUAUGUACUAUGACUAUGAGUAUAAGAUUAUUUAAUUAUGAUGAAACUAUGUAAUAUGUUGUUUUUUGUUUUUUUUUGUAGGCUUGCUUCUCACCUUUAAUUUUAACUAAGAAGUUUAGGCCUAAAUUUUAUUUUUAUUAAUUUCAUAUAUUUAAAAAGGUUAAUAUAACAUAAUAAUGAGUGAGAAGGCUAUUACUGAGGGUUUACUGUUACUAUAACUAUAAUAUUUAUUUAAUAAUAUAUAAUUUCUUAAACUUCAAUUUUUAUUAUACUACAACUAAAUUAAAUAUACAUUUUUUAAAGUCAAUAUGUGGCCUAAAUCACAAUUAUUGUUUGUAGUAUUCUUAGAUCAGUAGAUGCAAUUAAAAUUUGAAAGUAUUAGUUAGUAUUACAAUUAAAAAUUAUUAAAAGAUCUAUUUCCAAUUUUCUAUUAAUUCUAAGUAGUCAGAAGAUGCAAGAAAGUAGAGAAAUACAUUUCUACAUAUGAUAAUUCUUUUGACUUUGAGUAUUUUGACCAAAAAAAAAAUGUAUCGAAGUGUCUAAAUGUCCGGCGACCGGAUGAAUUAGUUCUCGAGAGAUUCUUCCAGCGACCAAGUCACAUGACCACCGUAACAAAGUUGCAUGUCAUAUUUGUCCGCCAGCCUUUUCACGUGACCUCUAAUAGUUGAUCAGAACAAUGGCAUUUGAGAUGCAUGUGGGCGACGAGCUUACUUCAUUUCAACAAAUGGGGGAGGGGGGGGGGUGUUAAAGCAAUGCAUACUAGAAGGAAGAAAUACUGAGAGUCAGUGAGAGCGAGAGAAAGGAUACAAAUUAUAUUGAGGGUGAUAAAUAAUUAAGGCUGAGAGGUCGAUAGUUCACAAAGAAAUAGACCCUACCCUAUAGGCAUAGGGCUCAUAGGGCCAAUAUGGUGUGAUGUUGGGGUAGCCAACUUCUCACACAAUAUUUAAUAGCCUAAAAUAAAACUUUUUUGAGGUAGGUCUAUUGAAAGUCAACUGGGAAGUAUUGGUCUUAUUUUGUUUGGUUCAUGAUCAUGUUUUAAAUUUAGGCUUCUAAAACUACAUAGAGCAUUAUUUUAUAUUUAAACCAUUAAUAGACUUUUUUUUUAAAGAGUGGGAUUCAAAUAUACUAGUAUAUAUUAUAUAUUAUUUAGGCCUACUACUACUAGUAAUAAUAGUUUUGAUUCAAAGUUAAACGCUUAUGAUACACUUUAUGUAUCUGAGAGCAUUUGAAAAUAUUAACAUAUUCAGUAUUUAUUUAUUAUCUAGGGAUGGGCUGACUAAUAUAUGUACACAAUUUUGGAAUAUUAUAUGCAAUGCAACUAUUUUGCGGAGACCUCUUGUUACAUGACAUAUCUGACGGAAUAAUAACAUCUACUAGUUGUCCGGCGGUCACGUGACAUGCCUGCUGGAAGAAUAUCUCCCGCACUAUUUGUCUAGUUGCCGGAUGUGUAGACACUGCCAAUAUUUAUUUAUGCUUGUGAUAGCCUACUUGCUGAUAAAGCAAAAUAAUAUAUCAGACCUGUUUACUCUUACGAUUUUGGCGUACUAUGUAUGAUUUUGAGGUGUAUACAUUAUAUAUACUUUAUGUUUGUUUUUUUACUAUUAAGAUAAUGUAUUGAACAAUUUUGUGAUGAUAUUGUACGAUUUUAAGAGUUUGAGGGUAAACAGGUCUGAUAUAUGUUUAUAAGGUCUUAAGUCUAAAGUACUCCCCCCUUUCUACUAAUUAUAACAAUAAUUAGAUCUAUCCUUUGAGUUGAGUUUGUGAAAAAUAGAAUGAGUUGACUCAGUUUAAAAAUUAUUGACAUGGCCAUAGUCAUUAUGUCACAGUCUAUUAAAUAAAUAUUAAGCCUCUUUAACCCACGAACUGUGGUCGGCCGAUAAAAAAAAGGUCCAAUAGCAACUUCCAAUCCAAUAUUUAACCGGAAUUAUAGCCACGUCCUUUAAUUAAUAAUCAAAUCAUCUUCCAGUUCAAGCUAUUUCGUGAUAAUUUGAAAAUAAAUACUUUUUAAUCGAGUUCUAUAUCGCUGAUUUUUUAAACGCUAAAAUGGUUGAAGCCAUGGCUGGGCCUUCAGUGCAAGAACAAAUAGAAAUAUGUUUCAAACCUUUUUAGGAGAGGUUGUAAGUGAUACUGAUGAUGAUUUUAACAUUUCCCAUGACGGUAUCAGUUGAGAUUAUUCUUUUCGUGAAUUUUAUACUAGUCUUAGUGAUACUGAAGUAGGCCUACUGAGGCUACUGUUAGACUUCGAGCCAGGCCCGGAGGUUGGGCAAGGACUGACUGAAUUUUAGUCACAGAAGCUACAGAUUAUAGUUCAGAACUAAUAAAUUUUAUAGUUAAAUAAUCCAAAUCAGUUCCACAGUUCCUUUUAAAUCUUUACAAGUCAAUAAUAACUAUUUUGCCUGAGAUUUCGUAUUUUGUACUUGGACUUAGCAGUGGUCCCAGUUUCUUAUAUAAAUGACCUAAAGCUACUAAAAUUCAGAGGUUUAAUUGCAAUCAAAAUCUUAGCAAACUAUACAUUUUCUUAAAGAUAAAUGAAUUGGCUACAACAUUUAGAUUUGUAUUUUAAGUGUGUCUAUAAAAAUUAAUGAUGUUAAGAGCAUUUGAAAGCAAGACAUUUUGUCAAUUUUUUUUUUCCUUGAGAACUCCAAGGUCAAGGACACUGAGCAAAAUUUUUUUACGGGAUGGGCAAUAAGGUCAACUUUAUCCUCCAUCCAUUUUCCUUUCUAAAAAUAUAUACUUAUACGGGUCUUGUAUCAAUAUUUCUGUGUCAUUUAAUGCAAUUUCAAAUGGCACUCAAAAUGCUCUGAAAAGCUCCACAUCACAGAAUGAUGCAUGCCACAGUUCGUGGGUUAAUUUAAAGCUUUUCUUUCAUUUUGAUGUAAUUAUUAAAAUUUGAAAUUAAAUAUGUAAUUAAAAAUGAUCUAAAAUUGUUUUUUUUUGUUUUGUUUGUUAGAUGGCUGUUUACAUAAGCUUUCCUGUUGGAUUAUUUUAUUUGUUCAACCAGCCAUCAUUUUUUGAAGACUGGAUGAUGGAAAAGAGAGUGAGUUUGCUUCUAUUCUUCUCUAUAUUAAGAAAAAAAAAGGACAAAUGUCAGUUAUCUGUAGUUGUUCCACUAAAUAUGACAGCGGUUUCUAUAUUUUGCUGAUUUCACAAAACAAUUAUAACUCUUAAGUCUAAGGAAAUCCUGGAUACUUAAUGUUCAUGUGGGAACCUGUUGUGUGAAAUCACUGAUGAGGGAUGUUGAAAAGAUUUCACCUCAUUUGAGUGUGCUACACAUGCUUUUAUUUUUAAUUAGAUGAAAUCUCAAAAGAAAAACACAAAUUAUCCCCAUUAAGUUUGUGAAACUCACUCAAAUUAAUGUCAUACUUGGUCUGUGUGAUGAUUUAUAGAUAAUUCAUGAAUGUAUAAAUGGGCUAGGAAAAAUAUAUUUUUAUAAUCCAGUCAAUAGCAGCAUUGUAGUGAAACUUUCAAUUUUGCCACAUCAGAAACUGUCCUUGCAAACCUGGAAAUUUUUGUUCACUACCCUACUGAAUAUUUGAAAAGCUUACUUUUAAAGUGAAAGCCAUCAAUUUAUGAAUGUAAAAUGUAUCUAAAAUAAAUCUUGAAUUACCCCCCAAUCUGUAUAAGACAAAACUGGCAUUAAUCUUUAGGCUUUAGGUCAUUAGUGGGAUUCCACUUAAAUUGAAAUCUGACGAUAUAUCUAAGGGCUGUGCUUUCAUUUCAUUGUUACUAUUCUGUCACAUUGAAAUAGAAUUACUCUGGGAGAUAAAGAAAGCAGGGUUGUUUUCAAUUUUGAAUUCAAAAUAGACUGAUAAUAAUUUCUUUGAAUGGUUUUGUUUUGAAAUUUUAUAGUACAAGUAAAUGGCUAAAAGUAAUUUAUUAUUUCAGGUUUCUGCAAAAUUAUUUACUGAUGGCUGAAAAAAUUAUAUAAUUUAAAUUGAAGAAACUGCAUUCAGUUAAGCUAUUAUAGGACUGCAGUUGAAAAAAUAAUUUUUAUAAAUUCACACUACAGCUUCAAAGUAAAUUACCACUUGGUUCAUUUAUCAAUAAUAACCAGAAUAUCAAGUUUCUAAAGAUCUGAAAUGUCUUAAUACUUGAUUUAGUGAAUUACUCCAUGACUUUUUUUAUUCAGAGCCAGAAGUUAUAAAAAUAGCUACUUAAAGUUAUAAAAAUAGCUACUUAAAGUCCAAAGGUAUUUUGCUUUUUUUUUUUUAAAUACAAAGUACAUUUGAUUUAGAUUCCUUCUCUGCAGCUCUGUUGAUGAUGCAAAAAAGAUGCCAAAUUUUAUAUUUUUUUAGAGCUUCAUUACAUAAUCAACAUUUAUAUAUUUUGUUUGAUUUACAAAAUGGACUUCUGACAUUUUUAUUGAUUAUUAAAUUACACAUGCUAAAUAAAAAGUGAGAUUUUUAAAUUAUAUAACAAAAUAAGAUUUAUUAAUAAUGUUUCCUUUCAGGCCAAGAUUUUCCCUCCUUCUGACCCUAAAGCAGUAAGUCUGGAUGUUUAUACUAAUUUAUAGUAUCCUUUAAUCUUUAGCAAUAACCUCUUAUUAAAGUUAAAAAUAAUAAAUGAUAGUAGCAAAUUAAUUUUGUAACCAACCAUCUAGAACAGUUGAAUUUAAUAGCUUCAUCCUCAUACAGCUAGUUUAAUUCAAUCAUGCCUAUUUUACCCUCCAUGUUUAAGGUGCCAAUCACUAAGAAAAUCUAGAGCAUUGAUAUAUUUAAGUUGUUUUGUCAUUUUUGUAUGUGAAAGAAUAAUGCCAACUUUGUUUUGAGUGUGAAAAUUAUCUAUAAAAAAAGUAUAUCUUUGUAAUUUCUACAAUCUUUGUAAUGCCUUAAUUCACUGUCAAAUUUUAAAUAGAUCAUAUGGGAUAUUGUAUCUCUUUGAGUUUAUUUAUUACCAUAAAAACAGUUUGAGAAAUAUUUUCAAAAUUUGGCAUGUGUUGUUUAUGGAUGGCAUCAUCUUGUUUUUUUUUUUUCAUAGUAUGGACUGUUGGUUUAAUUUCUUUAGUUGAUUUUGCAUUUUAAGAAAUUAAAAAUACAGAGGUGAAUUAUCAUUUACUUAAAAUAUAUAUGUCUGUAAGUAUUUGUAAAAUUGUUUAGUUGGAUAAAAGCAUUGUUUUAAAAACCACUCUAAUAAAACUGCUUUUCAAACAGUCAUCCUUAUUACCACAGAGCCCCUUGCCCAAUAUGAUCCUUUCAUACACUUUGACACUUAGCUGACAAGUGAAUAAGGGCUUGCAGUGCUGACCAUCAAUUUAGUUUUAGCUACACUGCUGUAAAAUAUAUAUUAAAAUAGGGUAUUUUUUUAAUGAACAAAUUCAAAGUGACUUAUUUAAAUAACCUUCCUAUAUUAUUAGAUAUUGGUUUAAUGAUGAAAAAUUAUUUUAAUGUUGAAUAAUUUUAUUCCACAGCUUAAAAUACUAGAAGAUUAUAAAGCUAAGAUGGAACUUAAACAAGAAAAUGAAUGGAUAAAGGCACAGAAUUCAAAACAACUUUAAUUAUAAUUACCAAUAAAUAUAUUUAAAAUCAUAUUGCUCUUACUUUUAGUAUUACUGUUCUUGUUGUAAGCAAACUUAAAGAGUUUGAAGUAAUAAUAACAUCAAUACAGUCAUGUUCUGUAUAUUGAUUAAUUAGUGAAUUGAGAAUAAUUAACAGGGUGUGCAAUAGUACUAAGUAAAAGUCAAGUUUUUGUCUUUUUAUGAAUCUGCUCAUUCUGCCCAAAGGAAUGUUUAUUUAUAAAAUUAAAACUAAAGGGUUAUUGGUAGAAUAGCUCAAUUUAAAAGUUGUCAUUUUAAAAAUUAAUGAGUCCUGUGAUAUUGAAGUGAAACAGGUGCAUCAAUAAAAAAACUUAUGUAACAACAAUAGCCCUCCCAAGAACUGCAGUGACUUAUAUUUGCAGACUUUUGG